CCCGCGGGUACGUGCCGGCGUCCGGUCUUCACGGCAAGAUCAUAAACAAGAUGGAGGCUCGCGACGGAAGAAAACUUUUACGUACAAUGUCCUUCAUAUCCUCGAGAGCCAAAGCCCUUCGCCAGCGGUUCGUUCCCACCCAGAGAUCCAUGUCGGACACCUGGCAGAAUCACCGCGCGGAGGGAUACAUCGAAGACGAUCCUCGUCUACCAUCGCCAGACCUCGGAGGUUCGAUGCUGUCGCUGUUAAACGAGCAGAUGCUGUCGUGGGACAACGGCGCGGAGAUCGACAACACCGCCUCGGUGUUUCGUGCCCAGCGCUCAAGGUCACUGGACUCUCUGGGGUCGGCUCCUGUGUUGGGUUCAUCCGCGAUCAGUCCUCCAGCGCUCCAGUUCCAGAGAAGAAUGUCGUCCAGCACGCAGGACACGAUCAACUUGAAGAUACCGCGUCCGACUGUGUCCGGACUGCUCAUCGCCGACCUGGUGUCGCCGUCGUUCUCCACAUCGCCGAUUCCAAAAAUCCCCGGACCUCCGCCGUCUCCGCUUAGGAAGUCGGCCCCCACGACUCCGAGACCAAUUGACAUGUGUUCACCUCACGCCCCCACGUUUUUCAUUCCGAAGAUACCCGGUCCCCCAGCGUCGCCCAAACCAUCCCGUCCCUCGUCCCCACUCGCUGCAAGACUUGCAGACCUGAGCGCAGCGAACACGAAGGUCGCGGCGCACCGCGUCUCUCCCAAUCUCGUGUGUUCACCAGCGCCAAAAUUCGGCGAUUCCUAUUACUCCGAUUCGUCGCCUCGCACUGCCCACUCCCUCCCGGUAUCGCCAAAAUACUCCUGUCCUACUCCCAAGUUCCUGGACGCAUCUUUCUUUGAUUCGCAGAUAAUACCGAGAAUCCCUGCGCCCCCGCCUUCCCCGAAGGUCUUCAGACCUCCGGGGCCGUUCUCCCCUGCCACGCGGCCAAGUUCUCCGAAGCCACAGGAUCAGGUUCGUCUCCUGGACAAUUGCUCAACGGGUUCCUCCAAAGAAGCCACUUCAGCAGUGUCAGCUGAACUGUCUCCUCGAUCGACGACUCCGUCUACAACCACGACAACCAGCAAACCUCGAGCUGAUUCCGCGGCGGGCGACUCCGAAUCCUUCGACCAGGAGGAAAAUCGCGAUACCAUAGUCGAAGGUUCCUUGCCCACCCGACCAACGCAGUUCGAGCUUCGACCUCGUCCGAAACUGAAGCAUCAGUGGUCGAUGGACGAAACGAGAUCUGCUUGCAGGCCUACCAGACAAAGCACCGAGGUCCUCGGCUCCAACUCCUGUGCCCUUAAACCUUCUGAGAAGAGACGUCGGUUCUUCAUGAGGAAGCAGACUAACUCAGCGCCGGACUCCUUCGACGGCGUGUGUCCGGUGCCGCCUCCGAAGCACAAGGAACACCAUUCAGUGGGCUUCUGCCUCGGAAACGUGCGACGAUGUCGCGGUUCGGAGAGCUCCAUCCAGCCUCCGGCCCUCCCCGCCAUAAAAUUAGAACCAGAGCUGGGAGUCGAACACCUGUCUGACUUACGAUAUCCAGACGGAGAUCCACCUUGCCACUUCUGUUGUCAACAAACCAGCACAUCCAUUCACGAUGAAAACAGACUCAAGAUUGUCAGUGGAGGUUUGGUUCGGAGUCGGGAUGGUAGUCGUGACGACACGGGAACUCACUUCAUGAACCUGCCUUCACCCAACGUCCAAAGUGAUGGCGAUCAAGAGACGGUGUUCCACAGGCAUUCCGAAGACGACUCGGAUUUGCCUCAGCAGAGAGCGAAGGAGGAAGGAGAUCUCGAAGAACAGGCCCCACCAGCAUCGGCUCUCACCAGACGCCGAGCUCUGGUGCCUCCUAAAUUAAUGACAGAAUGUGCAGAUGACAGGAAACUGUCGGGGAGCUCUGAUAGCAUCUCCUCCCGUGCACGCCGCAGUUCAAUUGUGGUGAUCCCACCGAUGCAGAUCUGUCCUGGUGACCUCCUCGUUUACAGCAAAGUACUGACCCAUCGCAACAAUCUCCUAGAUUUGGAUGGUUCCACAACAAGUCUAGCAGUAUCAGAUACAGUAUGUUUCUGUCUCUUUCCAGAUGGGGUCAAUUCCAGAAAAGGAAAGAACACGUGGUCAUUAUUAAGACUCUUUGAGAGAUCGAGCCGCGGGAAGGCAGGAAGUCUGUGCGGAUUAGAAGAAGUCCUCAGCUGCAUGCAGCGCAUUGACUUUGACGACGAACAGUUAUCGCGAUAUCGCGGGAUGUGCUGGACCGAAUUUGUCUCCCAUGUUGAAAAAAAGAAUAGUGGUGCUGGCAGUAGUAGCAGCAACAGCAGCAGUAAUUCAAGUUUGGUGUCAAGCCCAGAACCACCCCCUCGACCAGUGUCUCCACCCCCUGUCGCGACAUCCCCUCGUCGGCGUCUAAGAGGUGCUCUGGUACGGGCUCAGAGUGAACGCUGCUUCGAGCGACGCUUGACGGGAGCGAGGGCCAUGUGGCGGGGUCUAGAAAAGACGCCUAUAAAACCUAGUCCUCUGGUGACAACCCUCAGUGAGAAGGACCUUCUGGUAUCACCAGGUUCAACGACCAGCAGGGCAGAGAGCAAAAGGAGAGAGGCAGUGUGGGAUCUUUUCCAGAGUGAAUGUGCAUUUUUGUAUGAGCACCUGAUGGUACUAAAAAAUGUAUUCAUGGAACCUCUCAAGAAGAUUCAGGUAGAAGGAUUUGCAAUGUUCGCCGAACCAGAACUUCUUUUCGGAAAUUUGGAUGAACUCUGCUGUGUGACAUACGCAUUCUGUAAGGAAUUUAUCAGUCUUCUACUCGAGAAUGUCGGCGCAGGCGGAGAACUACCAACUAUUGACGUUUUAGUCAAGUUGUUUCGAAAGAGUGCAGAAGCUGACUCUGUGUCUCAUGCAUACCACUGCUAUGCCCUCAAUUACAUCAACGCACUGAAUUACCUAGAAACGCUGAGAAGGCACGUAGAAUUCUGUGAAUUUGAGAAGUGGUGCAGCAGAGACCCGCGUUGCAAGAAACUUCAACUUACAGAUUUGCUUGUCGCUCCAGUACAACACAUCAUGAAAGUUCCACUCAUCCUCAAAGAAGUGGAAACACGAACUGAGGACAGUGCAGAAAGAGAACAGAUAACACAAAUUCUAGAAAUUGAAGAGAAUUCAAUAAGGGAGCUAGAUGACAAAAUGAAAUGGCUCAAGAAUUUUGAACGUCUUUUGGAAAUACAGAGGAACAUCGUCUGGCCUUCCGUGUUUGAGUUGGAUCCUAAGAUUUAUAUCCCCGAGUUUCUGAAGCAAGCACUGACUAGGCAACCGUGUGAUAGGAUAAUAGUGAGUCCGAGAAGACAGAUAAUAAUAGAAGGUCCACUGCAGAUCUGGGACACAGGAAAGCCACAAGAGAUGUAUGUCGUAUUGUUCGAUGACAUGCUUCUAAUUACGCGAAGGAAGAAAGGGCUAUCGAAGAAGAAAUCCUCACUGUCAGAGAACUGGGCCAGUUCCUGCAGUCGCGGCUCAUCGGCAUCAAGCGAGUCUUCCAUGCGAUACGUUGUAUACAAGCAACCUCUCUCCUUAGACCGCUUCUUUAUCCACGACGUCACCAUUCCUGAAAGUGCAUCAUGUCGCCUUGAAGCAGCUUUUGUUCUCGUCAGUCUCAACCGGUUCCAGCAAGUAGUAACAAUCCACACCUUCCAAGCGCCUUCAGAUCAGUCAAAGCAAACAUGGCUCCUUAAAUUACGAGACACUCAGGACAAGUGGAAGAGAACGCUGCAGCACACGGUAUUCCGGUCGCCACGACCUUCGACGUGUAGCAUCGGCCACAAGUCAACCACUUGACCGGAAAAAAGAAACGGCGAGUCUAGAGGAAAGACAUGGAGUGCCUCCAGCCAAGAAUCAGGACGAGAUGCAUAGGAUCGACACACGAAUCUCAUUCAGGUUGUACAAAUCUUGGCAAACGUCUAAGUGUAUAUUUUUAAUGUAUUUGUGUGAACACUUGUCACUUAUAUGUCUUAAGAAAAAUGUUACUAAAGAGAAUUGUGGUAUAUUGUUAAAAUCUUUAUAAAUUUGUGUUGCACUUUCUAUGUGAAAAGACAAGAUGUUGAAAACAAAUGAAUUAAAGCACCAUAUUUUUCAAAUGCUACAUGAAGAUAGUUUUAAAGUGAAUUUUUUGUGUGUGUGAAAAUUUAAGCAGAUAACAAAUGUACAAAAUUUCUUGAUGUAAGAGGAACCCCUAAAUAAUUUGGUUCAUUAUUAUUGAACUAAGAGUCUUCAUGAAAAUUAUGUCAUAUUGAAGUUUAGCAUUUAAUGCAUUUAAGAAUAUAAACUAAUAAUUUCCACUUUUUUCUUCAGAAACUGAGAGAGUGUUCACUUUUUAUUUAAAUUUAAAUAUAGUGAUUAUUUAUACAUGAAUUACAUAAAGUAUUAGUGUGAACAAGUUUACAAAUGUAAUAUAGAUUCAGAUCUUAAUGUAUUUAUGUGUUGUAUUUUGUUGUAAUUAUAUCUGUUUUUAUUGUAUUCUGUAAGCUCAGGUCAAAAUUGGAUACAUUAAUAUUAACCUUUAUUGGCCAUGCAUCAUGGCUUAUGUGGGGUCCAGCUCCCUGGCUGUGCAUCAAAGUACCAUACUGCUAAAGCAUUACAACACUGGAUUUAAAAUCUGGCGAUCGUCAUUGAACGGUGGUGUGUUGCCGCGGGUCACUUCGCGUUCUGCCGCUGCCUCGUACCGUGUGCUGUUCAGAGCGCCGUGUUUCGAUUUGUGUCGUCAUCUACCGAGUAUCACCAGUUAUGUAUUUCCAGUAUGUUGUUUUUUGAGCAAUGUUU
This is a messenger RNA of Zootermopsis nevadensis, 4808 nucleotides long. The record is from RefSeq and is a predicted model, not a curated record. NCBI's taxonomy places the organism in Eukaryota, Metazoa, Arthropoda, Insecta, Blattodea, Termopsidae.